This is a messenger RNA of Cydia amplana, 2233 nucleotides long. RefSeq lists its product as uncharacterized. Lineage: Eukaryota; Metazoa; Arthropoda; Insecta; Lepidoptera; Tortricidae. The record is from RefSeq and is a predicted model, not a curated record. Gene Ontology annotation, molecular function: serine-type endopeptidase activity. Gene Ontology annotation, biological process: proteolysis. The coding region runs from base 78 to 2228 and encodes 716 amino acids. The transcript is spliced from 7 exons.
AUGACACUCCGACCCGCCGAAUCUUCGGGGGAAAGCGCGUCAAUAUCAAAAAGUACCCGUUUAUAGUGAGCGUUCAUAUGUUGAACGUGUUCUACUGCGCCGGUUCCAUCAUCAAAGAUGACCUCGUCAUCACCGCUGCCUCAUGUUUACAGCUCGCCCACAACAAUCGCUUCUACCGCGAGAACCCCAGCUUCAUCGCCAUCCGCGCCGGAUCUAACUUCUUCUUUCUUGGCGGCGAGAUCAUACCUGUCAUGGGAGUGUACUUCCACCCGUCAUACGAUCCCAAGACCCUGCGCAGUAACCUGGCUGUGAUGCAGCUCCAAAGGGUCCUCAGCUUCAGGCACAGGAAUGUGAAGAAGAUAGAGAUUGACCGAGCUGCGUCAGCUCUGCCGGAAAACACCCCGCCCAUUACUAUUCUCGGAUGGGGCGCUAAAACGGUGAGCAAUUUACAAUUUCAUCGGAAUAGGUUACAUGCAGCUAGUCUAGACUUCUACGAUAGAGAGUCGUGCAGGGAAAUAUAUGGAAAGAAGUUCAUAACUAGAACAAAUUUCUGCGCCGGUUUCAUAUCAAGAGGCGAAGGUGCAUGCAAUCUAGACGUAGGCGACCCGGGCGUCUCGGGUAUGUACCUGGUGGGCGUCACCAGCUUUGGCUCCCCGAUUUGCGGACGACCUGACACGCCCACAGUGUUUACCAAGGUCGGGUUCUAUGCCGACUGGAUUCAAGACCUCAUGGAUCAGGAAAGAGUUCGAAUCAGUCGCAGUACUACAACCCAACGACCCUUUAGAGUAUUGGAUAAAAAAAUCAUUCUAUACGGGAUCGGCGGGGAAGCAGAACCAAUCCCCUUACAACGUGAAGGUACAAAUACCGAGGCAGCCCAAGACAUUGCAGCCAUAGAUAAACACCUCGAAAUAGUGCAGAAUGAACUUAAAAAGCUUGGAAUGCAAAGCAAAGAGGGUGCGGAUCUAAUCCGAAACAUACAAUCUGGAACUCCCCAAACAGAAGAAGUAAGUCUACCAGACGAAGAACAAGACCCCGAAAUAAAACAUAAUGGACCUGGUACUGAAAAUAAUCCAGUAGUAGUACAUCAAUUUAUUGAUUCGGAUCGGACUCGGGAAGAAGAAAUCGGUCAUGCAUUAAGAGAAGAAGAUCAACACAAUAAAGAUGCUGAAGCCAAAGAGGAAGGAGAAGCCAAGAAUACAUCUCUAGAAGAAACGAAUGUGGACACAGAUGACGUUGAUUCUGAUAGUAUAACCAUGAAUCCAGUAGAUCGCGCAACCAAAGUAAUUGACUUUGAUCCAAAACCAACAGAGUCAAGAGAAAUUCAAAAAAUAGUUAUAGAGAACGUUAGAGUGACAGAACCACCGGAUAAUAAUUUAAAUAUGGAUUCAGAGUCUGAUUUCCCUGAGAACGCUGCUUCAGCAAAAAAAAUUGUGACUGAUAAUGUUGAUCCCGUAGAAUCCAGAUCAAGCGAAACUGGUGUUAGGUUAAUUAAAAAACAUCUUCCAGUAUUUACAAAAGACACAGUUUUAAGAAAAAAACAUCGUAAUCGUAAUGUAGUCAAUUUUCAGUUCGAAAAUAAACACAUGCCAAAACGUCCAGAUAAGAAGCAUAAGGGUUACGUCCCUACAAAUCCUCCAAAUAUUCUUGGGAAUCCACGACCUAUUGAUUUGGAAUAUGAUGGUAAAAAUAUUUUACCCAAAUAUCAAGAUAAUCAUGAAGCUACUCAAAAUGAAAAUAAAAUUCAAGUGCAUAAUCCAGAAGUUGAUAAAAAUGUUGGCAUUAAUAAAAUGAUUUGGAAAGAAAGUCGUGAAUCUACUACCGAUAAAGAAGAAAUAGGUCACGCUGAACUUGCAAAUGAUAUUGCAGACGAAAUUGUAAAACAUGAAAUCCAGAAAUUAAUAGAAGAGCUGGAAAUAAGCAGUGAGUUAAACUCACAAACCGAGGACUACAAAGCUACUGAUUAUAGUCCGUUACGCAAUAAUUUUAAAAAUAUAGAUACAGAUAAAACUAAAGGUUCGGAAACCGUACUAACUUUCCUUUAUUUGACAGAUGUUGAGGAGAAAGUCCAUACACGAGCGAAUUCAGACACACGUGACGAAGGAUUGAGUAUAGAUCCAAAACCGUUUCAAAAAGAAAUUCACGACAGUAAUCAAUUAAUAGGGAAAAGUGAGGUAUACAAAAUCUUUGCGGACGUCAUGAACACUGUAGUUAAUAAAACAUUGGAAUAACAUUU